This is a messenger RNA of Mastomys coucha (southern multimammate mouse), 3562 nucleotides long. It is a transcript of the gene Xpo1, whose product is annotated as exportin 1. Gene Ontology annotation, cellular component: cytoplasm; nucleus. The transcript is spliced from 26 exons. The record is from RefSeq and is a predicted model, not a curated record. Gene Ontology annotation, biological process: ribosomal small subunit export from nucleus; protein export from nucleus; ribosomal large subunit export from nucleus. Lineage: Eukaryota; Metazoa; Chordata; Mammalia; Rodentia; Muridae. Gene Ontology annotation, molecular function: small GTPase binding; nuclear export signal receptor activity. Bases 164 to 3562 code for a protein of 1132 amino acids.
CCUCCACACCCCCCCCGCCCCUCGCUCCUUCGCGUCCCGCCCCGCCUCCCCUCCCCCACUCUGCGGGCAAAUCACUGCUGGAAAGAGGCGGGGGCCUGAGCGGCAGGCUCGUGUGGAGCCUUGAGGUGGGAUUGACGAGCGCUCGGACCAAUAAGAGUAAUCUAUGCCAGCAAUUAUGACAAUGUUAGCAGACCAUGCAGCUCGUCAGCUGCUUGAUUUCAGCCAAAAACUGGACAUCAACCUUUUAGACAAUGUGGUGAAUUGCUUAUACCAUGGAGAAGGAGCCCAGCAAAGAAUGGCUCAAGAAGUACUGACACAUUUAAAGGAACAUCCUGAUGCUUGGACACGCGUCGACACAAUAUUGGAGUUUUCGCAGAACAUGAACACGAAAUACUAUGGACUACAGAUUUUGGAAAAUGUGAUCAAAACAAGGUGGAAGAUCCUUCCAAGGAACCAGUGUGAAGGAAUAAAAAAAUAUGUUGUUGGCCUCAUUAUCAAGACAUCCUCUGACCCAACUUGUGUAGAGAAAGAAAAGGUGUAUAUUGGGAAGUUGAAUAUGAUUCUUGUUCAGAUACUUAAGCAAGAGUGGCCUAAGCAUUGGCCAACUUUUAUCAGUGACAUUGUUGGAGCAAGUAGAACCAGUGAAAGUCUAUGUCAAAAUAAUAUGGUGAUUCUUAAACUCUUGAGUGAAGAAGUGUUUGAUUUCUCUAGUGGACAGAUAACGCAAGUUAAAGCAAAGCAUUUAAAAGACAGCAUGUGCAAUGAGUUUUCACAAAUAUUUCAGCUUUGUCAGUUUGUGAUGGAAAAUUCCCAAAAUGCGCCUCUUGUACAUGCUACAUUAGAAACGCUGCUGAGAUUUCUGAACUGGAUUCCACUGGGAUACAUCUUUGAGACUAAGUUAAUCAGCACAUUAAUUUACAAGUUCCUGAAUGUUCCAAUGUUCCGAAAUGUGUCUCUAAAGUGCCUCACUGAGAUUGCUGGUGUGAGUGUAAGCCAAUAUGAGGAACAAUUUGAAACUCUGUUUACACUUACAAUGAUGCAGCUAAAACAGAUGCUUCCUUUAAAUACUAAUAUCCGACUUGCAUACUCGAGUGGGAAAGAUGAUGAACAGAACUUUAUUCAAAAUCUCAGUCUAUUUCUCUGCACCUUUCUAAAAGAGCAUGGUCAACUUCUAGAAAAACGACUGAAUCUCAGGGAAGCACUCAUGGAGGCUCUUCAUUAUAUGUUGUUGGUGUCUGAAGUGGAAGAAACUGAAAUUUUUAAAAUCUGCCUUGAGUACUGGAAUCAUUUGGCAGCUGAGCUCUACAGAGAGAGUCCAUUUUCUACAUCUGCUUCUCCAUUGUUAUCUGGAAGUCAGCACUUUGAUAUUCCUCCUAGGAGACAGCUGUACUUGACUGUGUUAUCAAAGGUCCGUUUAUUGAUGGUUAGUCGCAUGGCUAAGCCAGAGGAGGUACUGGUUGUAGAAAAUGAUCAGGGAGAAGUUGUAAGAGAGUUCAUGAAGGAUACUGAUUCCAUAAAUUUGUAUAAGAAUAUGAGAGAAACAUUAGUUUAUCUUACUCAUCUGGAUUAUGUAGAUACAGAAAUAAUAAUGACUAAGAAACUUCAAAAUCAAGUGAAUGGUACAGAGUGGUCAUGGAAAAAUUUGAAUACAUUGUGUUGGGCAAUAGGCUCCAUCAGUGGCGCAAUGCAUGAAGAGGAUGAGAAGCGGUUUCUUGUUACUGUUAUCAAGGAUCUUUUAGGAUUAUGUGAGCAGAAAAGAGGUAAAGAUAAUAAAGCUAUUAUUGCAUCGAAUAUCAUGUACAUAGUAGGUCAAUACCCAAGAUUUUUGAGAGCACAUUGGAAAUUUUUGAAGACAGUAGUAAACAAGCUAUUUGAAUUCAUGCAUGAGACCCAUGAUGGAGUCCAGGACAUGGCUUGUGACACAUUUAUUAAAAUAGCUCAAAAAUGCCGUAGGCAUUUUGUUCAAGUUCAAGUUGGAGAAGUGAUGCCAUUUAUUGACGAGAUUUUAAACAACAUAAAUACUAUAAUUUGUGAUCUUCAGCCUCAGCAGGUUCAUACCUUUUAUGAAGCUGUGGGGUACAUGAUUGGUGCACAGACAGACCAGACAGUUCAAGAGCAUUUGAUAGAAAAAUACAUGCUACUCCCUAAUCAAGUGUGGGACAGUAUAAUUCAGCAGGCAACCAAAAAUGUGGAUAUAUUGAAAGAUCCUGAAACUGUCAAGCAGCUGGGUAGCAUAUUAAAAACAAAUGUGAGAGCCUGCAAAGCUGUUGGUCAUCCCUUUGUUAUUCAGCUUGGGAGAAUUUAUUUAGACAUGCUUAAUGUAUAUAAGUGCCUCAGUGAAAAUAUUUCUGCAGCUAUUCAAGCUAAUGGUGAAAUGGUUACAAAGCAACCAUUGAUUAGAAGUAUGCGGACGGUAAAAAGGGAAACUUUAAAGUUAAUUUCUGGAUGGGUGAGCCGUUCCAAUGAUCCUCAGAUGGUAGCUGAAAACUUUGUUCCUCCUUUGUUGGAUGCAGUUCUUAUUGAUUACCAGAGAAAUGUUCCAGCUGCUAGAGAACCAGAAGUGCUUAGUACUAUGGCCAUUAUUGUCAACAAAUUAGGUGGACAUAUAACAGCUGAAAUACCUCAAAUAUUUGAUGCAGUUUUUGAGUGCACAUUGAAUAUGAUAAAUAAGGAUUUUGAAGAGUAUCCAGAACACAGAACAAACUUUUUCUUACUACUUCAAGCUGUCAAUUCUCACUGUUUCCCAGCAUUCCUAGCUAUUCCACCUGCACAGUUCAAGCUUGUUUUGGAUUCUAUUAUUUGGGCUUUUAAACAUACUAUGAGGAAUGUUGCAGAUACAGGAUUACAGAUACUUUUUACACUAUUACAAAAUGUUGCACAAGAGGAAGCUGCAGCACAGAGUUUUUAUCAAACUUAUUUUUGUGACAUUCUUCAGCAUAUCUUCUCGGUUGUGACCGACACCUCACAUACUGCAGGUCUAACAAUGCAUGCAUCAAUUCUUGCAUAUAUGUUUAAUUUGGUUGAAGAAGGAAAAAUAAGUACACCACUAAAUCCUGGAAAUCCAGUUAACAACCAAAUGUUCAUUCAAGACUAUGUGGCUAAUCUCCUUAAGUCUGCAUUCCCUCAUCUACAAGAUGCUCAAGUAAAGCUCUUUGUAACAGGACUUUUCAGCUUAAAUCAGGAUAUUCCUGCUUUCAAAGAACACCUAAGGGAUUUCUUAGUUCAAAUAAAGGAGUUUGCAGGUGAAGAUACAUCGGAUCUAUUUUUGGAAGAAAGAGAAACAGCCCUUCGACAGAGGUCAUGCUCUGAUCCGUGGCCAGAGUUUUGGCAGGGAACCAUGUUAGUCCGAGAAUGGUUACUGCUACCAGAGACCAGGCGGACGUCCUUGGCAUAUGCUGCUGCUGGAGGCCAAGUGGAUGUUCGGAGUCCAUGCUGUUGCCAGAAACUCUGUGAGCCUAGGAUUGGAGAUGCCGCUGACAGUGAAGGCACAGAAGCUAAGCUUAAAGAGUUAUUAAUGACUGCAGACCCACAGUUGAGAAAGCAGAAUAUAAAAGGUUUCUGA